AGAAGCUCUUGCUUCGAGAACAAGUUUGUUACCUCCCAGGAAGAGUACUUCUGGUUCUUAAGCUUUGGUGAAUUUCUGUGCUGAGCAAAAAAAAAAAGGUAGUUUCACCCUGGAGCUGUGCAAGCAGCAGCAGAGGCAGGAAGAUGUAAUCACGGAUGUGGGUUCCAGCAAGCUGCUGCACAGGAGAACUGCGCUGGCGGCACAGCGCUCCAGGAUGAAUCCAGAAGAACAAACUGUAACGUGGCUGAUUUCCUUAGGAGUGUUAAAUUCCCCGAAGAAAACAGUAGAUGAUCCCGAAGAGUUCCUGAAAGCUGCUCUCAAAGAUGGAACUGUGCUUUGUAAACUCAUCAAUCGACUGCUUCCGGGAUCUGCUGAAAAGCACUGCCUGGAGCCUAAAAAUGAAGCCGAUUGCAUCAGUAAUAUUCAAGAGUUCCUGAAAGGCUGUGCGCUUCUUAAAGUGGAGGUGUUUGAUCCAUAUGAUUUGUACACCGGAGAGCAGUUCAUCAAGGUCCUGAGCACGUUAACAGCUCUAAGCAAAGCUACUGAAGAUCAGCCAUCCAAGGGGCCAUGUUCACAUCUAUCCUCUCUUAGCUCCGCGGCUGGAGGUGCCCACACGGACUCCAACGGCGCAGCUUCCCAGUCAGCGAGGGUGCUAAGGAGGCAAUCCAAGCCCGUGGAGAUGACCGAGAAUGGCAGCCAUCAGCUGGUGGUAAAGGCCAGGUUCAACUUUAAGCAGACCAAUGAGGACGAGCUCUCCGUUAACAAAGGAGACAUUAUUUAUGUCACCCGUGUUGAAGAAGGGGGCUGGUGGGAAGGGACCUUGAAUGGAAAAACAGGCUGGUUCCCAAGCAACUACGUCAGGGAAAUCAAAUCCACCGAUAAACCGCUCUCUCCCAAAGCGUUAAAAGGACUUGAAAGCACUCAGCUGACAAAGAAUUAUUACCCGGUGGUGUUGCAAAACAUUCUGGAAACAGAGCGAGAUUAUGCGAAGGAACUACAGUCACUUCUGGGAACUUACUUAAGACCCCUCCAGUCUUACGAUAAGCUCAGUGCUGGGGACAUUGCGUCGUUGCUGGGAAACAUGGAAGAAAUCUCUGCAUUCCAGCAGACACUGAACCAAGCCUUGGAAGAAGUUGCGAAGCUCCCCGAGAACCAGCAGCGUGUGGGAGGCUGUUUCAUGAACCUGAUGCCCCAGUUCCGCUCCCUGUACCUGACCUACUGUGCUAACCACCCCUCAGCAGUCAACGUGCUCACACAACACAGUGAUGAGCUGGAGAAGUUCAUGGAGAGCCAGGGUGCGGCCAACCCCGGCAUUCUCAUCCUGACCACGAGCCUCAGCAAACCCUUCCUGAGGCUGGAUAAAUACGUGACGCUGCUGCAGGAGCUGGAGCGGCACAUGGAGGAGGCGCAUGCAGAUCACGAAGAGGUUCUGAAAGCCCUCACAUCCUUCAAGUCCCUUGUGACACAGUGCCAGGAGCUGAGGAAGAGGAAACAACUCGAGCUGCAGAUCCUGUCCGAAUCCAUCCAGCGCUGGGAAGGAGAGGACAUAAAAACGAUGGGAAGCAUCAUCUACAUGUCCCAGGUUAUGGUGCAGUGCGGGGGAAGCGAGGAGAAAGAGGAGCGCUAUUUCUUGUUGUUUUCAAACGUUCUGCUGAUGCUGUCUGCAAGCCCACGGAUGAGUGGGUUCAUCUAUCAGGGAAGGCUGCCUUUGACGGGAAUGACACUGACAAAGCUGGAAGAUGCUGAAGGGAAUGAGCACAUGUUUGAAAUCACAGGGAACAUGACGGAGCGGAUCACUGUGUCCUGCAGCUCCAGCCAGGACCUGCACGAAUGGCUGGACCACUUGCAAAGGCUGACCAAGGGGACGUGCAACACCAUCUCCAAAACACAGUCCUGGAAUGCUCAUUCGGCAUUUAGUUCAGCCGGACAGACCCGUGGGCCUCUGGAACCCCCCAAAAUCCUCAAGCCCUGGAGCUUGAGCUGCCUCCGUCCUGCUCCUCCACUUAGACCCUCGGCAGCGCUGAGUUACAAAGAGAGGAUGUCUUAUAUCUUAAAGGAUUCCAGCAAAAGUCCCAAAACAAUGAAGAAGUUUCUUCCAAAAAGGAAAACAGAGAGAAAACCAUCAGAUGAAGAGUUUGUUAUCCGGAAAAGUACCGCUGCGCUGGAAGAAGAUGCUCAGAUCCUGAAGGUGAUCGAGGCAUACUGCACCGGGGCAGGUUUCCAGCAAGCUCUCAGCUCAGGCUCCCGUAAAGACUCCAUCCCCCAAGUCCUUCUUCCUGAGGAAGAGAAAAUCAUCAUAGAGGAAACACGAAGCAACGGCCAGACUGUCACGGAGGAAAAGAGCCUUGUUGACACGGUUUAUGCACUGAAAGAUGAAGUCAAAGAACUAAAGCAGGAGAACAAGAGGAUGAAACAGUGUUUGGAGGAAGAGCUGAAAUCCAGGAAGGACUUGGAGAAGCUGGUGAGGAGGCUGCUGAAGCAGACGGAUGAGUGCGGCAGGGAGGACACGGGGCGCAAGUCGUCCCUGAUCGCCUGAGCAAGGGGAGAAGCUGCUGGCAGUGGUGUGUGACCUCAGGUGAUUUUGGGAAGUGGAACUGGAUCCUUUGCCUCUUCUUGCUCCUUAUUUUGUUGGUUUGGGGAAUUUUGUUACCAAAAAAAAGAGUCCUAGAGAAAAAAAAUAUUCCAUAGUUUUCCUUCCACGCAGUAAGGAAAUAGAGCAGAAACAAUCACAGCUAAACCAGUAAGCAAGCGGUCCAUGAUUCACAAUUCAUCUGCAGCAACUAAUACCUCAUCGUACCUGCUACUGGGAGCAAAUACAAACUCUGCUAAAUGAUUGCUGCUCACAAAGGGUUUGGCAGCAGUUUCCUAAGAGGAAGCUUGAGCACUUUUUAAUGCUUUCAUUCUUAUCAAAAGCACCGGUACCUAUUUAUUGAAUGAAAACAUUAUUGAGGUGGCAUUGAGCAGAAACCAAAAAGCACCGUGCUCCUCUGUUCAGAUAAUCACAACUGGGGAAGCUCUUCCCAUCCACCUUCUUGUUCCCCAUUAGUUGACUGUAGCGAACUUAGAGCCCAGCAAUACUGUGGUUCCCGUGUGGCCUUGAUCCUGAUUCAAAUGUGCAAUUCUCAUGAAGACAUUGGAAUUCCUUGGGGAAGUGAGAGCUGGAGCACCUGUCAGAGCGCAUGGGAAAGGUGUGUUGCGCAGUGCUGCCUCCCGACAGCUCAUUAUUAGCACAACAGGUAACUGCUCUUCUGUCCCCCCAUCCCUUCCCUGAUGCAUGACCCACACCUCCUUCUGCCCUGCUUUGUUUCCAUAUUGAGUGUCCAGGUAUCGUAUCAGUUUAGAGUCUUGCUGUGCUUCCCCUCGCAGGACAGGCUUUUCUCUGUAUGAAAUAUAGACACUGCUUGACAACCAACACCACCCCCAAAUGUGCUGGUCCCCUGCUCCCUUCACCUUAGGCUCGCCGACGCUCCAUCCCAAAGGCUGGGAAUGUAGGCAAUGGCCACUUGUCCCCCCAUGGCCCCAAAGGGGCUUUCUGCUAGGGAAAAGGAACUUUCCCUUGGGAUAGGAAGGUUAUUUAUGCUUUGACAAGAGCUGGAAUGCUCCUGGGGCACGGAUGUGCGACACCCCUCAGAUUCCUGCACAGCUCCUCGAACGCAGCACACAGACAACAUGCAUAUGUAUCAGCUAUGUCCACCCUAUUUGGUGUUAUGCCCUCAGUUAGAACAACUUUUCCUUCCUUCCUUAGCAGCAUUAUAAAAGUAACCUUCUGUUAAUGAUAAGUCUUAUGUAUAUCACUGGGAUCACUGGGCAGCAUGGUUCCAGGGUGUGCAGACGCACCACAGCUCAUGAGUUCAUGGCUUACGUUGGUCAUGAAGGACAUAACAGAGGCAAUAAUUACAGCUCCCUCCUUGCAGUUAGAGUUGAGCCAGAAAUGGUGUUUGGGGAGAGCUACGCUCCAAAACAAGGAGCAGGAAAAGAACCCCUCUUAAAGCUGUUUUUAGGCCAGAACAGAGGUUCUUUUUUGCUCCAGAGCAUCCCUUCUGGAUGGCAGCUCUCCACAUCCCUACCCAGGCACACCGUGGACUGGGUUGGUUGGCAGUCAGGCCCUGCUGUGCUGGUUAAUCAUAUCCCAUGGUGCUGCACAUGGGAUGUGGCUGUUCCGGGAUGCCAUAUCCAGACCCCCUGGCACUGUCCUGUCCUCCUGCUUGCCCAGAGGUGGGAUGGGGACCAGGUUUAGGUGUGCAGCUCAUGGAAUGAAGCAAACCAAGGGCCAUUCACACUCCAAGGAGAGGGUAAAAAUGGUUCCUCGCUGCCCCCCGGUUGAGUUGAAACCUGUGCUGUGUACAUAUGCAUGUGUGUGAGGUGUAACGUGGUGGAGGGCACACUGGGACUGUUUGGAUCAAGCGUUUUGUCAAGAGCUAGAAGCCAAAAAAAACCAAGACAAGAAACUUAACUAAAAAGGAAAAGAAGCCAUGCCGGAUGGACAGCAAUGUUUCCAUAUUUACUUUGUUUACAGCGCUUUGUAAAUAGGUUCCAGUGAGUCUGUCUUUAGAUGGAUGUUGUGUCCGCUGCCUUCCAGUUUCUCUCUGUCAUGUAGGUUUAUUUACUGUAACUACUUAUGCAAGUUCAACUUUUCUAACAUGUUUUUAUUUUGAACAGUUUUUUAAUUGACAUUUUCAACAAAUAAAGAAGGACAAAAAAUCACUUCCUGGCUCU
Molecule: messenger RNA, 4716 nt
Organism: Pezoporus flaviventris
Lineage: Eukaryota; Metazoa; Chordata; Aves; Psittaciformes; Psittacidae
Gene: ARHGEF6
Product: Rac/Cdc42 guanine nucleotide exchange factor 6
Exons: 22
Coding region: 215-2536 (773 amino acids)
Biological process (GO): intracellular signal transduction
Molecular function (GO): protein binding; guanyl-nucleotide exchange factor activity
Source: RefSeq, a predicted model, not a curated record